Cooperia oncophora is the source of this 354-nucleotide messenger RNA. The record is from the annotation of a GenBank genome assembly. NCBI's taxonomy places the organism in Eukaryota, Metazoa, Nematoda, Chromadorea, Rhabditida, Trichostrongylidae.
AUGACCGAGGAUCUGCACUUGAUACUUCUCGAGUGUGCCAACAUAAGCACACCCGGCGAUGUCGCUCAAUUGAACAUGGCUCCGAUACUGUUUCUGUUUAGAAUUAGUAAUCGCAAGGUGGUAAAUGCAAUCGCUGGUGCUGACUUUCUCAACCAGCUAGCUCCUGAUCAGGUUGAUGUUAUUAUUGAAGACAAUGGACUUAACGAGGCUACGAAUAAGAUUUUUAAAUUCUUAGAGGCUUACUGGCUAGCUCUACACCCAACGACACCGAUUCUUGAGGACGAGUAUCUGGAACAACUUCCAGAAUCAUCUGGAGCUGGUGAUAAAUCCAACGAAGGAGAAAAAAGAACUUAG